This is a messenger RNA of Drosophila bipectinata, 18215 nucleotides long. RefSeq names its product futsch (gene futsch). Gene Ontology annotation, biological process: dendrite development; regulation of microtubule depolymerization; microtubule cytoskeleton organization. Lineage: Eukaryota; Metazoa; Arthropoda; Insecta; Diptera; Drosophilidae. Gene Ontology annotation, cellular component: microtubule; synapse; cytosol. Gene Ontology annotation, molecular function: microtubule binding; actin binding. The record is from RefSeq and is a predicted model, not a curated record.
UAUCGAUAAAACAAAACCAAAACAAAAAAAAAGCGAAAAAAAGUCAAGUAAUUGCUACAAGCUAGUCCAAAUCUUCACUAUAUACAUAUAUACGUAUAUAUACAUUAUAUAUUUAACUAAUAAUACUUAACGAGAACACGCCAAUUGCCGCAAAAACUUACUCUCCAAGCCGAAAAACCAAAGAGAUUUCAAUUCAACUUAAAGAUACAAAGAUACAAAGAUACAAGAUACAAAGAUACAAAAUACCAAACACAGCUUCAAAGUGUGCACAAUAAAAGACAGCAAACAAAAACCAAAGAAAGACACCAAAAACCAAUUAAAAUUAUUAUUAAAAAAAAAAUACAAAAUCGAAUACCCAUUUGAGAAGGCACAGUUGCCAAUAAAAAACCCAAGGUCACGGCCAGCAAACAAAACAACAAGUACAACAAACACAACAAACACAAACAAAAAACAAAGACAGAACCCCUAAAGACAAACAAAGUAACUCUCCAGGCCAGGAAGUCACCUCUGGUUCGGCCGCCUUUCCCCCCGUUCAGUGCCCUAUUCCGAAGAGUCGCGAGUGAAACCCCCAAAAAUACCCAAUACCCGGUGAAAGCCUGCAGAGCAUACCCACUUUUUUUUCGAGUGUAAGAAACGAAUUUUUUUUUUUUCCGCCUGUGUGAACGCAAAGCUAACGCCACGCAAAUUCCAACUGUGAUGGGAGAUCAGCCAAAAGCAACGACUACAGGAGCAGACGCAGGCACAGGAGCAUCGGGAUCCGGAGCUGGAUCUGGAUCUGGAUCUGGAGCCGUAAUGGCCGCCACCCACGAGAGCCUGCCCGCCGUCGGCAACGGCAGUGGCAAUGGUGGUCCUGGUAACGGAACAGCCGGCAACGGCAAUCGGGAACCGAACCCGAACCAGGACCAGGAACCCGGCCAGGUGGAGCAGGACGGCGGCGGGGAUGCCGGCGAUGAUGCCGCCACCGAUGCCGGGGCCAGUUCGUUGCCCCCGUCGGAGAUUGGCGGCCGGGCGCCCCUCGAUACCGGCUGCUCGGAUGCCGACGGUGGUGCUGCCUCCAGCCUGGCCGGCGGCAUUGUGGGUCCGCCCAGCCCCCUGACCGGCUGCUACCUGCUCAUCGUCAUGGGCGAGCCGCACUCCGAGGAGCACAAGGACAACAUCUUGCAGCACCUGCUCAAGGGUUUCCUCUCCUGGGACGUCUCCGAUUGCCACGUCGACUUGGAGGAGGAGCUCAACACAAUAACACAGCAUGCGCCCGAGGGCGAGGAGGCUCGUCAUGGCGAACGACUCAUACAGUAUGCCAGCGAGAACCUGGUCACGGAGGUGCUCAUCCAUCCGCAGUACAACACCCUCAUCCAGUGCAUGCGCAACCUCUUGAGCAGCUUCACCCGCCACCGGCACAUCAUCCACGCCGGCUACACCUUCAGCGGCAACGGUUCCUGGAUCCUGCAGGACGGAACCUUCUCGGUGGCCGAUUUCUCGGAGGCCUUCCAGGAGCACGACGUACAAAGGGUGAUCCGAGCCUACGCGGACACCAUCACCAUGAACAUCCACUGCGCGGACGCGGGUCUCUGGCACACACUGCCGGAGAAGCCCUUCGCCCGCCAGUGCCGCAUCCGGAUCAACCCGGUGGAUGUCCUGGACACGAGCAGCGAGAGCAUCAACGGGUUCAUAGACUACCUGGCGCCCAUGGUGAUGCCCACGUCGCUGAGGGAACUGCUGGAGACCUCGGACGUGGUCGGCAACAUCCGCUUCACGCAUCCCACUCUCUACGUCUUUCCCGGCGGGCAGGGCGACGCGGCUCUGUUCGGCAUCAACGGAUUCAACAUGCUGGUGGACGGCGGCUUCAACCGGAAGGCCUGCUUCUGGGACUUUGCCCGCCACCUGGACCGCCUGGACGCCGUGCUGAUGACCCGGCUGAACAACAGCAACAUCCAGGGCCUGGGAGCCGUGGUGGCCCGCAAGAGGGACUCGCACGUCUACCCCCAGAUUGGACACUUCUUCGGAAACGUACCUGACCGCCGGGGACUGCCCAGCCCGGACGGCGACAAGGACAAGGACCCGCUGCUGAUCGAUCUCUUCGAGCGCGGCCACGGCAUCGUCAAUGACCUCAAGUCGCUCGACCUGAAGCCGCAGGCCUGCUACCGCAACCAGGAGCCGGUGAAUCUCUACCACAAGGUGGGCCACGGCACCCUCGACAUGUAUGUGAUAAGUCCGGCCCGCGACUCCAAGGAGGUGAAGGAGUUCCUCCAGAAGUGGCACGCCGGCGACCAGCGGCUCUUCGCGAGUCGCGAGUCCAAGGACUUUAACUUCCCGCUCCAGAACCUGGUCUCCAUCUGCGCCCUGCUGGUCUGGCAGCCCGCCAACCCGGACGACACCAUCACGCGCAUCCUCUUCCCCGGCAGCACCCCCGACUACAAGAUCCAGGAGGGCCUGGAGAAGCUGAAGCACCUGGAGUUCAUGAAGCACUCCACGUGCACGGCCAAGUCGAUCGCCCCGGCCAUCCAGACGGUGGCCGCGGCCACCCGGAAGAGUCUCAAGUCCGCCAUCGAGUCCACCCCGGCCCCGCCCAGCGCCAGCCACCACAAGGUCUCCAAGUUCGGCCCCGUGGCCAGUGCCGCGGUGGCGGUCCAGCACCCCCAUCCUCAGCAGCAGCAGGAUAACAAGGCCAAGGAGGCAGCAGCCGCAGCAGCAGCGGCAGCGGCGGCAGCAGCAGCAGCAACUGCCUCGCGCGCCAAGGCCGACUCCCUGGACACCGAUGCCGAGCAGGAGGCAGAGCCGGAAGCAGAGCCCGAAGCCGAACCGGAGGCAGAGCCGGCAGCCGACACCGGAGACGAGGCUGUGGCCGCGGAGCAGCCGGAGCCAGAGGGAGCCGAGACCGAACCGGAGCCGGAGGCGGAGACGAAGCAGUUGGACAACAAGGAUGCCGUCGCCGCCGCGGAGGAGAAGAAGGUGGUGCUCCCACCGGUCACCGGCAAGGAGGCUAAGGGAGAUGCAGUGGAUGCUGCCGCUCCGGCGGACAGUGCCACGCCCUCCAGCAAGUCCGCCAAAACCCUGUCGGCCGGCAAGGGCAAGGAGAAGCCGGACAAGCCGCGGGCCGAGGUGAAGCCUGUGGUGCGCUCCCGGAUCGACACGAAGCCACCCAAGUCCAUGGACCGCAAGAUGGUGAAGCGGGUGGAGGACAAGAAGAGCUCGCCCACGGCUACGCCUGCCGUCCGGGCCGCCGCCGCCCAGAAGCCCAAGGUGCCGCUGAGCCGACCCGUGACCAAGUCCAGUCCCAGCAGCACGCCCGCCAAGAGCGCCAAGGAGGCCAACAACCGCAAGGUCCUGGAGUCGAAGCAGCAGGCGGCCCGCAGCCAGGUGACCACCAGCACCGCUAGGACCAGGCUGGUGAAGACCCAGCAGCAGCAGCAGCAGGCGGAGAGCAAGACCUCGACCGGGGUGCAGCAGCGGAAGCCCAUUUCCCGGAGACCUCGCGGCGUUUCGCCCUCCAAACGGGCUCCGGCUCCGGGAAGCCCUGUGAAGCAGGCCAAGCCCAAGGUGGCGGAGCUGAAGAAGACGCGCCUGGACAAGGGCGGCACCACCGACUCCAGCUUGGUGUCCACGCCCUCUGCCGACGAGGCGACAGCCGCCAAGAAACUGCAGGAGCUGACGGCUUCGCAGGAACUGGACGCGGAGGAGAAGCAGCGCGAGCUGGAUGACCUUAAGGAGGAGCAGGAGGUGGUGCGCGAGAUCGAGGCCGUAUUCAGCCGGGACGAGAUGAAGCGCCAGCAGCACCAGCAGAUCAAGGCGGAGCUGCGGGAGAUGCCCAAGGGCGAGGGCGGCGAGGAUGAGGCUGAAGAGGACGAGGAGUACCUGAUCAUCGAGAAGGAGGAGGUGGAGCAAUACACCGAGGACUCGAUCGUGGAGCAGGAGAGCAGCAUUACCAAGGAGGAGGAGAUCCAGAAGCACCAGCGCGACUCACAGGAGUCCGAGAAGAAGCGCAAGAAGAGCGCCGAGGAGGAGAUCGAGGCGGCCAUCGCCAAGGCGGAGGCGGUCGAGCGGCAGGAGCAGCUCUCCAAGGAGGAGCAGAAGCAGGACCAGGCCGAGCUCCAGCUGGAGGAGGAGGAGAUCAAGGACGAGGUGCAGGAGAUUAUUGCCACGGCCAAGGUGGUGGCCAAGUCGCGCACGGAGGAGCAGCUGGCCAAGCGCGGUCAGGACGACUUGGAGUACUCUUCGCCCACGCCCGAGGAGAAGCUGAGCAAGAAGACCUCGGACACGAAGGACGAGCCUGUGGAGGCGCCGGCGGACCUGCCCGUGAAUCUGCAGGAGAGCCUGCCGGAGGAAAAGUUCUCGGCCACGAUCGAGUCCGGAGCCACCACGGCGCCCACGCUGCCCGAGGACGAACGCAUCCCCCUGGACCAGAUCAAGGAGGACCUCGUGAUCGAGGAGAAGUACGUCAAGGAGGAGACCAAGGAAAUCGAGGCCAUGAUAGUUACCACGUUGCAGGCGGCAGUGCCCGAGACGGCGGCGGCCGCCAUCGAUACUAUCCUGGCCCUUGCCACCAAGGACGCCCCCCAGGCAGCCGCCCAGGUGGAGGUCACCGGAGAGCAGGCCGACUCUGCCGGGGAGCGGAUAAUGCCCAUGAAGAUGACCUUCGAGGCGCAGCAGAACCUCCUGAGGGAUGUCAUCAAAACACCCGACGAGGUGGCCGAUCUGCCCGUGCAUGAGGAGGCCGAUCUCGGCUUGUACGAAAAGGACGACAAGGAUGCGGGCGCCAAGAGCAUCUCGCACAAGGAGGAGUCCGCCAAGGAGGAGAAGGAAUCCGCCGACGGAGACAAGGAAGACAAGGAAGCGGAAGCCGCAGCCGCAGUGGAAGCGGAGAAGAAGUCCAAGGAGUCUUCGCCCAAAGAAGAGGCUCCAAAAGCUCUUCCAGCAGCCGCCGAGGAGAAGAAACCGGAGGCAGAGCCAGAGCAAAAGAGCCCGGAGAAGGAGCCGGAGGCGGGUCUGGAGAAGCAGGAGGCGGAGACCCAGCCUGAGGCAGCCAUCAUCACCGAGAAGGAGGCCAAGAAAUCAGCCAGCACUCCAGAGGAAAAGGAGACCAGCGACAUUACGUCGGAGGACGAGCUGCCGGCCCAGCUAGCGGAGCCCUCCUCCGUUCCGGCAAAGCCCACAAAGGACCGUGAGGACACCAUCUCCAUGGAAAGCCCCGCCACCAUCGAGGAAGCCAUCGAAGUGGAGGUGCAGACGAAGCAGGAAGCUGCCAAGGAGCCCUCUCGUCCCGUGUCCGCGGUGGGCAGUGCCAAGGACGAAACCGAGCCGCCGGAAGCCGACAAGUCCAAGGAGCCAUCUCGCCGCGAAUCCGUGGCGGAGAGCAUCAAGCCAGAUAGUGUGAAGGACGAGAAAUCGGCAGCUGCUUCCAAGGAGCCUUCCCGCCCAGAAUCGGUGGCCGAAAGUGUGAAAGACGACGCUGAAAAGUCCAAAGAGCCUUCCCGACGUGAGUCCGUGGCGGAGAGCAUCAAGCCGGAGAGUGUGAAGGAUGAGAAGUCCCCUCUGGCCUCCAAGGAACCUUCCCGUCCAGGAUCCGUAGUGGAAAGUGUCAAGGACGAUGCAGAACAGUCCAAGGAACCAUCGCGACGCGAAUCCGUUGCGGAGAGCAUCAAGCCGGAGAGUGUGAAGGACGAGAAAUCGGCGGCUGCUUCCAAGGAGCCUUCCCGGCCAGAAUCUGUAGCGGCGAGCAUCAAGGAUGAUGCGGAAGCCUCCAAGGAACCAUCCCGUCGCGAAUCCGUGGCGGAGAGCAUCAAGCCGGAGAGUGUGAAGGACGAGAAGUCCCCUCUGGCUUCCAAAGAGCCCUCCCGGCCAGGAUCGGUGGUGGAAAGUGUCAAGGACGAAGCAGAGAAAUCCAAAGACCCAUCUCGACGAGAAUCUGUUGCGGAGAGCAUCAAGCCGGAGAGUGUGAAGGACGAGAAGUCCCCUCUGGCCUCCAAAGAACCUUCCCGGCCAGGAUCGGUGGUGGAAAGUGUCAAGGACGAGGCUGAAAAGUCCAAGGAACCAUCCCGUCGGGAAUCUGUGGCUGAAAGCAUCAAGCCGGAGAGUGUGAAGGACGAGAAGUCCCCGUUGGCGUCCAAGGAGCCUUCCCGCCCUGGAUCCGUAGUGGAGAGCGUCAAGGACGAAGGUGAGCAGCCUGAGAGCCGUAAGGAAUCCAUCGCUGAGAGUACAAAGCCGGAAGAGAAAUCGCCGCUAGCCUCCAAGGAAGCGUCCCGACCGGAGUCGGUGGCUGCUUUGUCCAAGGAUCCAUCCGGACGCGAAUCAGUCGCCGAAAGCAUCAAGGAUGCUGCCAAGGACGAGGAGAAGUCGCCCCUGGCUUCCAAGGAAGUCUCCAGACCCGCAUCCGUGGUGGAAAGCGUCAAGGACGAAGGUGAGAAGCCCGAAAGCCGCAGGGAGUCCGCCAAGCCGGAGAGCGACAAGGAUGAAAAGUCAGUUCCCGCCUCCAAAGAGCCUUCCCGGCCAGAAUCGGUGGCCGAAAGCACCAAGGACGAAGCCGAGAAGUCGAAGGAGCCAUCCCGUCCGGAGUCCGUGGCUGAAAGCAUCAAGGCAGAGAGCACCAAGGCGGAGGAGAAGUCCGCAGAGGCCUCCAAGGAAGCUUCCCGACCCGCGUCCGUGGCUGAAAGCGUGAAGGAUGAAGCCGAGAAGACCAAGGAUCCGCUGGCUUCAAAGGAAGCCUCUCGACCUGCCUCUGCCGUGGACAGCGUCAAGGACGAGGCAGAGAGCCGGCGGGAGUCCGUGGCCGAGAGUGCCAAGGCAGAGAAGUCCGCCGAGGCCUCCAAUGAGGCUUCCAGGCCAGCAUCCGUCGUGGAGAGCGUCCAGGACGAAGCCGAGAAGUCCAAGGAGCCAUCGAGACGCGAGUCUGUGGCCGAAAGUAUCAAGGCGGAGAGCACCAAGGCGGACGAGAAGUCCGCAGAGGCCUCCAAGGAAGCUUCCCGACCCGCGUCCGUGGCGGAAAGUGUGAAGGGUGAGCCGGAGAAGUCCAAGGACCCCUCUCGUAGAGAAUCCGUGGCAGAAAGCAUCAAGGCAGAGAGUACAAAGGACGAGAAGUCUCCACUGGCAUCCAAGGAUGCGUCCCGUCCCGCAUCGGUGGCCGAGAGUGCCAAGGAUGGAGCCACUCCGCCCAAGGAUGCCACGUCUCGCCCGGAAUCUGUUGCGGAGAGCCCGGCUGCAAAGUCUCCGGCUCCAUCCCGGCCAGAAUCCGUGGUGGAAAGUGUCAAGGAUGAGCCCAUCCAAUCCAAGGAGCCAUCGCGACGAGAGUCCGCUGUCGAGAGCAUUAAGGCGGAAAGUGUAAAGGACGAGAAGUCUCCGCCUGCCUCCAAGGAUGUUUCACGUCCCGAAUCGGUUGCUGGAGGACUGAAGAUCGAAGGAGCCCUGAAAUCAAAGGAGUCCUCUCGACCAGAGUCGGUGGCUGAGAGCGCCAAGGACGAGCAGUCACCUAUUCCCUCCAGGGACAUUUCCCGGCCAGAAUCGGUGGCGGAAAGCGAGCAAGAAGAGGAUUCCUUCAGGGUGAAGCCUCCCGCGGAGGAGAAGCUCAUCUCUACGGUGGUUACCAAACUGGAAUCCGCUGCAGAGGCGAAGCCGGAGCCACAAGCUGCCAGUGAGAAGGAUGAGAAGUCCCCUAUCGCCUCCAAGGAAGCCUCCCGACCAGCCUCUGCGAUCGAGAGCGUAAAGGACGAAACUGAGAAACCAGAAAGUCGCCGUGAGUCCCUGGCGGAGAGCCUUAAGCCAGAGAGCUCGGCCGAAAAGUCUCCAGAAACUGCCUCCAAGGAAGCCUCGCGUCCCGAGUCGAAGGCGGAAGACGCCAAGGACGAAGCUGACAAGUCGAAGGAACCAUCCCGGAGGGAAUCGGUCGCCGAAAGCGCGAAGGCUUCUGAGGGCUCUGUGGGUGACAAGUCGAAGGAACCAUCCCGCCCAGAGUCCGUUGCGGCAAGUGUCAAGGACGAGGUGGAAAGUCUCAAGGACCAAAAAUCGCCACUUGCUUCCAAGGAUGUUUCCCGCCCGGAGUCGGUGGCAGACAAGGAUGACGUCAAGGACAAGGAGCCCUCGCGACCAGAAUCCGUUGCAGAGAGCCUCAAGCCAGACAGCCUCAAGGACGAGAAGUCGUCAUUGCCCGCUUCCAAGGAGCCGUCUCGCCCAGGAUCUGUGGCAGAAAGUGUCAAGGAGGAGGCGGAGAAGUCAAAGGAGCCAUCCCGCCGAGAGUCCGUGGCGGAGAGCGGAAAGGUGGAAAGCAGCAAGGACGAAAAGACGGCUCCUGCUUCCGUAGAAGUUUCCAGACCAGGAUCGGUCGCAGAAAGCAUCAAGGACGAGCCGACCAUGGCCGAGAGCCGAAAGGAAUCGAUUGCCGAAAGCACCAAGCCGGACGCCGUUAAGGAGGCCAAGUCCCCACUGGCCUCCAGGCCGGAGUCCGUGGCCGGAAGCACCAAGGACGAAUUGGAAAAAUCCGAGGAGCCGGACAAGGCCAGUGCUCCUAUCUCGCAGCAACCGUCACCCCGACCGGGAUCUGUGGCCAGCGAACAUGAAGCACCAGUGGCUGCCGCAUUGUCUUCCAAGGAAGCCUCCCGACCGGAGUCCGCUCUGGAGACUGCCUCGUCGCCAAUCGAGGAAGCGGCAAAGGACUUCCCGGAGCCAGAGAUCGUAAAGAAGACAAGCCUGGCACUGGACCUGCAGGCUGAAGCCGGAAAGCUGCCCACGGAGUCCAGUCCCGUCGAUGUCGCCGAGGGAGACUUCUCCAAGAUCAUUGUCGCUUCGGUGUCGGCUGCGCCAAGUGCUCCUCCAAAGCCUGCGGAACUCUCCAAGGCUGCCGCCGCGGAAACCGUUUCCUCACCCGUGGACGAAGCUCCCAAGACUCCAUCGGCCCCCGAGCUAAGUCCCCGUGCGGAAUCCCCCGCAGAAAGUGGCCACGAAGAGGCCGCCCAGGAUGAGAAGUCGCCGCUACCCUCAAAGGAAGCAUCAAAGCCGGCAUCUGCAGUGGAGAGUCCCAAAGACGGAAGCCCAAAGGCGGACAAGUCUCCGGUGGCCUCGAAGGAAGCUUCUCGACCGGAAUCGGUUGCCGAAACCGCCUCCUCGCCCAUCGAGGAAGCCCCCAAGGACUUCGCAGCAUUCCAAGAGCUGUCCCUGAAACUCGAGCGAAAGGGCGAUCUUCCAACGCUCUCCAGCCCGGUGGACGUCGCCGAGGGGGAUUUCCCGCAGCCGGCCACGCCCACCAGCUCGCCCACAACAUCCGCGCCAGCCCAGCCGGCUGAGCUCUCCAAGAUCGCCACUGAGAAGACUGCCUCCAGCCCCGUCGACGAAGCCCCCAAGUCGCCAUUCGGCUCUCACGAUUCGGAGCGACCCGCAUCCCCGGCAGAAAGCGCCCAGGGCGAGGCCAAGAAGGCAGACUCCAUCAAGGACGACAAGUCCAAGGAGCCAUCCCGUCGCGAGUCUGUGGCGGAGAGCACCAAGGACGAUGCCGAAAAGUCGAAGGAUCCUUCACGACGCGAGUCAGCGGCCGAAAGUGUGCAGCCGGAAAGUGUCAAGGACGAGAAGUCCCCUCCGGCCUCCAAGGAAGCCUCCCGACCGGAAUCGGUGGUGGAGAGCCUCAAGGACGAUGCCGAAAAAUCCAAGGAGCUGUCGCGACCGGUAUCAGUUGCAGGAUCUGUUGCUGGAAGCGUCAAGGACGAGACCGAAAAGCCAGAGAGUCGUCGCGAAUCGGUUGUCCAAAGUCUAAAAGAUGCGGCCAGCCCGCUCCCAUCUCGGCCAGAAUCUGCAGCAGACAGCACCAAAGACGCCACCGAGAAAUCCAAGGAGCCAUCUCGCCGAGAAUCCGUAGCGGAGAGUAUUCAGGAUGAUGCAGAUAAGCCGGAAAGCCGGCGAGAAUCAGCCGCCGAAAGUACAAAGGCGGAAGCCAGCAAGUCUCCUCUGGACUCCAAGGAUGCUUCCCGGCCUGAAAGCGUUGCUGAGGCUGCCAAAUCGUCACCGGCUUCCAAGGAGGCCUCGCGUCCAGAAUCGGUGGCGGAAAGCGCCAAGGACGGAGCUGAUCCUCUCGAGAGCCGAAAGGAAUCAAUUGCCGAGAGCCUCAAGCCAGAAGAGAAGUCCCCACUUGCUUCUCGCCCAGAAUCCGUGGCGGAAAGUGUGAAAGACGACGCGGAUAAGUCAAAGGAGCCAUCUCGCCGCGAAUCCGUGGCGGAGAGCAUCAAGCCAGAGAGUGUGAAGGACGAGAAAUCUGCGGCUGCUUCCAAGGAGCCUUCCCGCCCAGAAUCGGUGGCCGAAAGUGUCAAAGACGAAGCUGAAAAGUCCAAAGAGCCUUCCCGACGUGAGUCCGUGGCGGAGAGCAUCAAACCGGAGAGUGUGAAGGAUGAGAAGUCCCCUCUGGCCUCCAAGGAACCUUCCCGUCCAGGAUCCGUAGUGGAAAGUGUCAAGGACGAUGCAGAACAGUCCAAGGAACCAUCGCGACGCGAAUCUGUUGCGGAGAGCGUGAAGCCAGACAGUGUGAAGGAUGAAAAGUCGGCAGCGGCUUCCAAGGAGCCUUCCCGGCCAGAAUCUGUAGCGGCGAGCGUCAAGGAUGAUGCGGAAGCCUCCAAGGAGCCAUCCCGUCGCGAAUCCGUGGCUGAGAGUACAAAACCAGAGAGUGUGAAGGACGAGAAGUCCCCCCUGGCUUCCAAAGAACCCUCCCGGCCAGGAUCUGUGGUGGAAAGUGUCAAGGACGAGGCUGAAAAGUCCAAGGAACCAUCACGCCGGGAAUCUGUGGCUGAAAGCAUCAAGCCGGAGAGUGUGAAGGACGAGAAGUCCCCGUUGGCGUCCAGGGAGCCUUCCCGCCCAGGAUCCGUAGUGGAGAGCGUCAAGGACGAAGGUGAGCAGCCUGAGAGCCCUAAGGAAUCCAUCGCUGAGAGUACAAAGCCGGAAGAGAAAUCGCCGCUAGCCUCCAAGGAAGCGUCCCGACCGGAGUCGGUGGCUGCGCAGUCCAAGGAUCCAUCCCGACGCGAAUCAGUUGCCGAAAGCAUCAAGGAUGCUGCCAAGGACGAGGAGAAGUCGCCCCUGGCUUCCAAGGAAGUCUCCAGACCCGCAUCCGUGGUGGAAAGCGUCAAGGACGAAGGUGAGAAGCCCGAAAGCCGCCGGGAGUCCGCCAAGCCGGAGAGCGACAAGGAUGAAAAGUCAGUUCCCGCCUCCAAGGAGCCUUCCCGGCCAGAAUCGGUGGCCGAAAGUACCAAGGACGAAGCCGAGAAGUCGAAGGAGCCAUCCCGUCCGGAGUCAGUGGCCGAAAGCAUCAAGGCAGAGAGCACCAAGGCGGAGGAGAAGUCCGCAGAGGCCUCCAAGGAAGCUUCCCGACCCGCGUCCGUGGCGGAAAGUGUGAAGGAUGAGCCGGAGAAGUCCAAGGACCCCUCUCGUAGAGAAUCCGUGGCAGAAAGCAUCAAGGCAGAGAGUACAAAGGACGAGAAGUCUCCACUGGCAUCCAAGGAUGCGUCCCGUCCCGCAUCGGUGGCCGAGAGUGCCAAGGAUGGAGCCACUCCGCCCAAGGAUGCCACGUCUCGCCCGGAAUCUGUCGCGGAGAGCCCGGCUGCAAAGUCUCCGGCUCCAUCCCGGCCAGAAUCCGUGGUGGAGAGUGUCAAGGAUGAGCCCAUUCAAUCCAAGGAGCCAUCCCGACGAGAGUCCGCUGUCGAGAGCAUUAAGGCGGAAAGUGUGAAGGACGAGAAGUCUCCGCCUGCCUCCAAGGAUGUUUCACGGCCGGGAUCAGUUUUGGAGAGCGUGAAGGACGAAGCAGAGGCUUCCAAGGAACCAUCCCGCCGUGAAUCUGUGGCUGAGAGUGCGAAGGCCGAAAGCGCAAAGGAGGAGCAGUCCCCUCUCGUCUCGAAGGAGCCUUCCCGAGCUGGCUCAGUGGUGGGCAGCGCCCAGGAACACAAGUCUCCAGUUGCCUCUCGCCCCGAAUCUGUAGCAGAAAGCCUUAAAGACGCGAUCGUACCUGAUAUCACCUCUAAGGAGGCAUCCCGCCCAGCUUCCGCGGCCGACAAAUCCCGCCCUGGAUCGGCUGUGGAGGAGAAAUCGCCGGCUCCCUCGCCACGCCCCGAAUCCAGCGCAGCUGCCUCCAAGGAAGCGUCUCGUCCAGGAACCGAGACAGCCUCCUCGCCCAUCGAGGAGGGCCCGCAGUCGAUUGUCGACCUGAGCCUGGAUCUGGUCCAGCCAGAGGCAGCGGGUAAGCUGCCAACAUUGUCGAGUCCCGUGGACGUGGCGGAGGGAGACUUCUCGAAAGUCCAGCAAGCGGAGUCCAGCUCGGAACAAGGCUCUGCCCCGAAGCCCGCAGAGCUCUCCCAGGUGGAUGCCGUGCAUACAGCUUCCAGUCCCGUGGACGAGGCCGCUCCCACAAUCGACGAUCAUAUCACCAGUGGAGGCCACACCUCAGAGGCCACUGCCGACCUCCUGGGCCUGGAGGAGGCUGUCGUCCAGGAGACGACUACCCAGCUGAACGAGGCCACGUCGCUCUUCGAAAGCAUUACCUCGCAGGUGGUGAAGCAGGUGGACGAGAAGGUGGAGGAGGCAGUGAAGAGCACAAGCAAACUGGAAAAGAGCUCGCUAGAGACGGUGCAGAAGGCCAUGGAGAGCACCAAGCAAGAAGUGGAAACUCUACUGGAGCUGUCCUCCGAACUCAGCACCCUGGUGGACACUAAAACGAGCGUAGUGACCUCUCAGGUUCAGGAUGUGACCAAGAAGAUUGAGGAGAAGAUCGAGGAGAUCAACACGGAACAGGGAAGCCAGGUCACAGAGUCGUCCUCCAGCACAGAGGCCAGCGGCCUGGAUCUGGGCACCUUCUCGGAGCUGCGGGAGACCCACAUCACCACCGUGGGCUCCCCGGAGUUCACGGUCACGAUCUGUGAAAGGGACGAGCCCGUGCUGCACGACAUCAAGGAGGAGGACGAGGAGCAUCGCUUCUCCCCGCCCGGCGAAGUGGGGGCGAGGUCACCGUCCAUCGUGGCCGCCCAGCCCAUUCGGCCGCUGUCCCCCCGAGAAGAGGAGGUGGCCAAGAUCGUGGCCGACGUGGCCAAGGUCCUCAAGUCGGACAAGGACAUUGUCGACAUAAUUCCCGGAUUCGAUGAGCGGCAGCUGGAGGAGAAGCUGAAGUCGAGCACCGACACCGAGGCUGAGGACUCCCUUCAGUCCCUGGAGAUCAGUGUCAUGAAGGUGGAGAUCGAGUCGGAGAAGUCCUCGCCCGACCAGAAGUCGGGUCCCAUUUCCAUCGAGGAGAAGGACAAGAUCGAGCAGUCGGAGAAGGCGCAGCUGCGUCAGGGAGCGGCUGAGGCGUCGCUAGCCUCCCGUCCGGAGUCGGCAUCCAGCCACAAGGAGGAGCUUUCCGUGGCAUCCUCUCCUCAGCCUGGCAAGGAUCUGUCGCGCCCAGAGUCCGUGGCCAGCCAGGUCAGCGAUAAGGAAACCAAGACAUCCCGGCCCGUCUCCAGCCUGAGCCAGGAAGGCGAGGACGAGUCCCUGCUUCAGUCAUCCACCACCACAGAGACUGUCGAGAGCAAGAAGCUGGAGGAGAAGAGUAGCGUCACCACAAAGUCCAGCAUCCAGACGAUCCAACAGCGGGAGGAGUCCACCAGUGACUCCCUGAGCAGCAGCCUCAAAGUGGAGGACAGCUCCCGCCGUGAGUCGCUCUCCAGCCUGCUGGCUGAGAAGGGCCUCACCAGCACCACCAGCACCGUCAGCACCAGCCUGAAGGAGGACGCCACCACAGCCUCCCAGCUGGAGGAGCUGCUGGUGCAGUCCGAAGAGUGUUCCUCGGAGUCCAUUGUGAGCGAGAUUCAGACCAGCACUCUGGCCCAAAAGACAAAGGAGGCCAAGGAGACGAAGGAAACCAAGGAGUCUAAGGAAUCAAAGGAGAUCUUUAGCAGCAUCAGCUCCAGUUCCAAGGAGGAGAACCUCAAGGAGACAGUCGCAGAGUUCCUGGCCACCGAGAAGAUCGUCUCCGCCAAGGAAACGUUUAGCGCCGAGGCCGCCAAAACUGCGGAGGAGUCCUUGAAGAAGGCCAGCACUGUCAGCAGCACCACUGCCUCCCAGCGCGCCCUCUUCGUGGGCACCGACGAGUCCCGUCGCGAGUCCCUGCUUAGCCACACCAGCGAGGGUCGCCAGACCCACAGCGAUCCCGAGGAGGAGGAGGACGACGAGGAGGAGCGCCUCAGCGUGAAGGAGGGCCGCUCCAAGUCGAUCGCCACCAUCAUGAUGACCAGCAUCUACAAGCCCUCCGAGGAUGUCGAGAUCGAAGCCACCCUGGCCGAGGAGGAGCACGAGCAGGAAGCGGAUCAGGAGCAUGAGACCAUCACGAGCACCAGCAAGACCACGCUGCUGCAAUCCAGCGAGCAGGCGAGCAGUAGCACCUCCACAACCACUACCACUACCACCAGCAGCAGCUCUAAGACCUCCUCCUCGACCUCAAAGGUCGAGUCCAUCACCCUCACCCAGCAGUCUGGCCAGGAUCAGCCCGCUGAUCGCAAGACCCCGCCCACAGCACCCGUCAGUCCCGGCAUUAAGCCCCUGAGCUCGGCAGGAUCCACUGGAGGAGCUGGAGCAGUUGGAGGAAAGUGUGAGUCUAGCGCCGCCAGCAUUGCCUCCACAUCAGGCCCACUCUCGCCCAAGGACAUCAGCGGCAAGUCGAGCCCGGGCGCCCUCACCUCUGAGAGCCAGUCCAUACCCACUCCCCUGGGUCGGGAAUCCCACACGGAGACUCCCGAGUCCUCGCCCAAGCCCACGUCGCCAUUCCCGCGGGUCACCAAGGACGAACUCAAGUCUCUGGAAGCCCAGCACCACGUUCAGGAGCAGGAAGAGAUCCUCUCUGGAGCCACAGCCAUCGCCAGCGGAGGAAUAGGCUCUAUUGGCGAGCCGGAUCUCCCCGAGCUGCACGAACUGCGCGGCAUAGAGUGCACCACCGCCUUGAGCGGCAGCACAGAAAAGAUCAUAACCACUACCAUCACCACGGUGACGAAGGUGAUCUCCGCCGACGGCAAAGAGAUCGUCACCGAGCAAAAGACAGUCACCACCACGGACAGCUCGGAGCCAGACAGCGAGAAGGUAGUAGUGACCACCACCCGGACGACCAGCGAGAGCGAGCGCGACCAGCUGCUGCCGAAGGAGGUGGCCCUGCUGCGGGGCAUGUACCGGUCCAGCACACCUGGCAGUGAGGAGGAUGACGACGUCCUGCCCGGAUCGCCACGCAGCGCCACCAGCUACGAGCUUCAGCACUCCAGCUCCGGGGUGAGCAAGCGCUCCGACCUGGAUGGAGAUGGCGACGGGGACGAGAGCCAGGACGACAUUCCGCCACAGUACGGCAGCGAGGAGCACUCGACGGCACGCUCGAUCCUGCUGCCCCGCAACGAGGACCCUAUGGCCGCCUCCUUCUACGGCGCUCUGCCCGACACCUUCGCACCGCUACCGGCACCAGCACCAAAGACCAGCACCGAGCCUAUUCCCAUCCAAGGGGCCGUGGAGUCAUCCAGCCAGGAGUCCUCCAGCAGCCAGCAGACCUGGGCGGGACACAAGUUCCUCGACCAGGCUGACAAGGACUUCCAGCGAGCGCUUGAGGAGCAUGUGCAAGCGCGCGGCGCCGAAGUCAUGUCUUCCGUUACCGCCAAGUACUCGUAUUCGCCCUCGAAGGCCGAGGAGGUGGAGCAGAUCGUGACGAGCACGGCGGAACGGCAGCGCUUCCCGCUGAGCGACGUCCAGCGGAUGCGAGUGGCGGAGAGUGGGUUUGCCACCGUCGGUGGCCAGCAUCAGGAGAAGCCUGAGGAGGCAGCCCCCGCCACAACCACAGCCAUAACUGUUCCAGAAACCACACCUGCAACAACCACAACCACUUCGACCGGCGCCACACCAAAGGACCGUCUCGAGGAGUGGGGAAAGCCCCUGGGCUUGCCCUCGCCCGCUCCUCUGCCCGUCGAGGGCGGCGCCGACAUCCGGACCACGCCCAAGAAGGAACGCCGUCUGGUGGCCACGAAGACGCGACUGAACAACGAGAAGAAUCUGCGUAAGCGCAGCGAGUCGCCCAACAAGGUGGGCAAGAAGCCAGCUCCUGUCUACGUGGAUCUGACGUACGUGCCCCACAACGGUAACUCCUACUACGCCCACGUCGACUUCUUCAAGCGGGUGCGGGCCAGGUACUACGUAUUCUCCGGCACGGAGCCCAGUCGCCAGGUGUACGAUGCACUGCUCGAGGCAAAGCAGACAUGGGAGGACAAGGAGUUGGAGGUCACCAUUAUACCCACGUACGAUACCGACGUACUGGGCUAUUGGGUGGCUGAAAACGAGGAGCUGCUAGCCAAGCACCGCAUCGACCUCUCGCCCUCCGCCUCGCGCUGCACCAUCAACCUGCAGGAUCACGAGACAUCCUGCUCCGCCUAUCGCCUGGAGUUCUAGGCCACGGGCCUGUUUAUUGCAUUCGACGACGAUGACUAGAGACGAACCCACAACGCACAAACCCAACCAACCAACCAACCAACCAGGAACCGUGGAGCAGGAGACGUGCCGGAGCAUCGAGUCCGUGCUGGACUUUUAAAGUGCCUGGACAUGAUGCUCCGGCAGCGACUGGCAGGAUAAACACCGGACUAGUACCAGGAGUAGGACCACAACCAAAACCAGGAUAACGGACAACGGACGAUGACAGGACGACAGCAACAGACAGCAAGGAAACUGGAAAGGAUGUAAUAUGGGCGCACAGAAAACGGAGACAUGCGACGCAGAGCUGAUACGGCGGAGGAUGCCACUUUGUUUGCGAAUGCAGUGCCGUCUAUUGAGCUUUUGCGCCUCUACGUAACCAGAGCUACGUAAUUAAUUGAUAUAUGUUUUGAAGAAAUUAAUUACCAACAAAAACCAAAGGGAAAACCCGAAAAAAGAAACAGUGCAACCGAACCAUCAAGAAAUCGAAAGACACGGCGUUAGUAUCCGUUGCUUUAAUCGAGAAUGUCAAGCUACCUUGUCUAGAAACCCAAAGAUCAAAAUAGUUAUCGAAAAAUCUCGCCUAGCUAAAAUAUACACGCAAAAGGGGGAACCCCACGCAAUCUAAAUCGAAAGCUAAAACUAUGCAAAGAAAUGGGAAAUGAAAACCAAAACCUCUAUAUAUGUAUACACAAGCAUAUACAUUACAUACAUAUAUGUAAUGAUGAAUAAUAUUCGUGUUAAUUGUAUUAGUGGAAACUUUACGAAACGCAAAACGAAGGUGUUUCGAAAUUUUAAAGCGUAGCCCCGCGAGUCAGAGCGCUAAGUAGUCGUAGGAUAAGCGAUAUUAGAAAGAUCAUAGAGACACAUAGGGCAGAUCGGAUUGGAAUGCGAUUGGUUUGGCUUGAGGGUGGAGAAGAAGGACCUUCUUGCUCUACUCCACGAUCCAAACAAACUAAAUCAAACAGUUUCGAACUAAAAUCUACAAUAUACGAUUAUCCAUUUAAAGUUUACAUUUUCCGAUUACCCCGCGCCCGUCAAGAUCCAACAACCUCGAUAAUGUGCCUCCUCUUUAGGGGAUAUACUCGUACUCGUACACCCAAAAUAUGUCUGCACCAAAAGCCCCCAGAAUAGCAGUUCCGUAGUCCAUUCUUAAUCUUUUGUGUUGUCUUUCCUUAUCUGUUUGAUUUCGUUUUGUUGCAGGCAGAAAGACUUGAACAUAUAUCCAGCAGCUAUAGCAAUCGAUAAGCGAUUAACGAUAAACGAUAAACGAUAUACGAUAUACGUACACCUCAAAAUAGGGAAGGGAAUUUUGAAUUGAAUGGAAUAGAGUUUAAGUGGAAGGAGCUGGCGAAAGUGGGUUUGUUGCUGGCGGGUGAUAGACUAGGACCUCGACGGACAAGGACCCUGGAACAAGGACUGAGAGUCAAUGCUGAUGUUACAAUAUAAGGAUAAUGAGGAUCCGAGGAGACAGAGGACUAGAACUGGGCUUGUGAUCAGGUUAGGUGGGUUGUUCGGGAGGGUGGACAGUGGGUUUGGGAUCAGGACAUGCAGAAUGCAAGACAGUCGGGACGAGAACGACAGAGACAGAGAGAGAUAGAGAGAGAGAGAGUCAGAUAAACUAAUACGAUUAAAUAUUGAAGAACACAAAGUGAAGGUUAUUUUUCUAUAUUUUUUUUACUUUUUCAUAGUCAUAGAAUAACAAAUUUUCAAACAAACAAACAGAUAGCAGAAACAACUGAUAAAUAUGCGAUUUAAUAGGAGGAAGGAUGAAAAGGACGACGAGGAGGAGGAGGAGGAGG